AUGGCCGAAGAGGCUCAGCACAACGUCACUGUGCUUGCCGACCAGCUCAUUGAAGGCUUUGCAGCGUUGAGCGGACAGUACCAGGCUCUGUUGCACCAGCACAGACAGGUAGAGAGCAAGCUCUUGUGGGCCAAGCAACAGUACCUUGACCUGCUCAAACGGUUCACGCCAGAUACGCUGUCGCAAGACCAUCAUGCCUUCCUGCAAGAACUUGAGCGCAUUGGCGACGAGCAAGCGCAUAUACCUUUGAAUUUGGUGGAACAGUUAGCAGAUAGCGACGAUGUAGAGCGCAAGAGCCGGGCACUGGUCAUCCAGAAGGCCGAAGAGGCUGCUGUGCAGCUGCGUGCCCCUGAAAAUACUGCAAGUGUAAAGAUAUGGAGCGGCCCGUCUGCAGACGUGCCGUCGCCGCUGCCCGAGACACAGCGCAAUAGAGCCCCUUCACCUCUUGAAAAAGAUUUUACAGUUGCGGGAACGCCGAGCAAGCUGGCCUGCCCUUUUGCAUCUGGAAGCGGCAGAGGCAGCCCGCUCGCUACACCGCGAAGCUCGACGUCACGACUGAGUCUGCGCGGCCGUAGAUCCAAACGCCCCUCGUUUGCCGAUCCCAUCCGCGCCGAAAUAUGUAGCAAUAAACCUUCCUCGUUGUCCGCCUCCGUAGCUGCAUCUGGCUCCGCUGCUGUCUGUCCCAUUCGCUUUCUCGACCAGCACAACCCUGAAGAGGUUGCCGAAUACUUUGAAAAACACAAGCAUGAGCUGCCGAGGAGCCAUGAAAUCUGCAUUACGCGCUUCCAGAGCAACCAGGAGAGUAUUGCACAGCUGGAUCGCAAGUAUGGCAACCUGGUCAACAUGAUCCAAGGCCUCGGCCAAAAGCACCAGGCGUGGCUGCCCGAGGACCCUGACGAUGCCAUUGUCGAAGAGCCUGACCUUGAGCCUAACCAAGCCAGCAACGUCAAGGCAGACGCCAAAGUUCAACACUGGGCCUCGGCCGUGUCUGCCAGUCUGAACGAUGGCGCGCCAACACCUGAAGAAGCACCCGAAGAACACACCAUGGACGAGACGAGAACAGCACGCUUUGACCGUCCGCUGAAGGAAGUGCGAGUGGGCGAGUCCCCCAGCCGGCCUUGGGGCAUAUCGAUACCUGCAAAAUACACCAACGCAGAGAGCUCGUCGUCGGUGGGCUCUGUCCCAACGGCAUCUCCACAGUUUCCGCUCGACACGGGUCGGCCAAUCGACGACACAGCACAAGAGACGGGCAAGUGCCCAUUUGACCACCACGCGAUGAUGGACCAAGCUCCUGCACAAGGUCAGGCACGGCAGUCUGCUCCACCACCGCACUCGCAGCCGGGGGCCACGACGGCGCGCGCGGCACCCACCGACCCCUUGCCGCAGCCACCAGUUCCAGAGCAGAACGGGGGGACGGGCGGCCCGAGGAUGAUACCACAGAUGGUGUUCAACGGACCCGUCUUCCUAGGGUAUCCCCCAGAUCAGCUGGCGCUGCUGCUGCAAAAUAGUAACAUUGGUGCAACGAUGCGGGUUGCUCAUGUCUUCUUCAGGUCUGUCAUCCACCACCUCGAUCAUCUCUUCCUCUUCAAACAGCUCGAGAAUGCGUGCCCCGAGGUUGUAGAAGUGCGGGGCCAGGGCACGCAAGUCGACGGUGCGCGGGUCGGCUUUGAGUGCGUUGAGGACGCGAGGAGCGAGGGCGGCUGGAGGGUCGAUGGUCACGAGAGAGGAUCUCGACCCCGUACCAGUGUCAGUGUCAGUGCCAGCGCCGUCGUCCAGCCCCACGCCGCCGUCGUUCGGCAUAAAUCGGUACACUUAAACACCUCACACUCUCUCGCCCCCCCAACCGGCACCAUGGCCGUGAGCGAACGCAUAUCGCAGCUCAUGAGCGCCCUCGACACGGGAACCGGCCCUGACAACUCUCGUGCCACCUCUCCUGGCGGCGACUGGCGGCAGGCCAACGGCGGUGUCAAUGGGGCCGAUGACAGGCGUCGCCCGCGCACCUUCCCAUACUUUGAAUACCUCCCCUACCAGACAGAGGACCAGAGCGAUCGCGAAGAGAGCCUCAACACAUGUCUGAAGCAUCUCUACAUUGCCGUCUUAGCAGGUGACUUUGCGCCGGGCGCAGUGCACUGGACGCGCGAGAUUCGGGGCUGGCUGUCGCUCAAGUUUGAUCUUCCCCGCAGCACGCGGGUGAAGCUGGUGCAUCUCUACUAUGAGCUGGCACUCGCCCCCGGCCUGGACUAUCUGGUCGCCGAGCGCUUUGCGAGCAUGUUCAUGGUCUUGACCAAGCGUAAACACUAUCUCCGCCCCGGCACCGACCUGCUGCUCGACUGGCGACCGCUCUACAGAGAGCUGAAGAUGUUCGUUCUGCCCUCGGAAUCGGGAGGCUCCCACCCGCCCAACGUCAAGCGCAACAUUCGCACCUUGACCAAGAUGUGCACCUUUGCGCAGUCGUACUUUGAUCCCAAGGAGAUUCCCGCCAUGCUCGAAGAGCUUCUGCCCUUUUUCAGCACAUCUUUCAGCGAGAAUGCAUUUGUCGUUGUGGGUCUGCUGAAUCUGCUCCUGCCCACGCACCCAGCCCCUGAGGACAUGCCAAAGCUGCUACCACAAGAAUACCUCCCCACCUUCUUCCACUUGUGGUCGCUCGUAAACCGGUCGCGGCUCUUCGAUGCACACUACAUCGAUACCUUGUCGAGGCUGGCACGCGACAAUCUGACGGCGUCGCAUGUGCCCUUCUCGCAGUACGGAGUCUUCACAGGAGAACAGUCGUCCCAGAUCUUCACGGCGAUUUUGCGCCUGCUUGAGAUCCCAGUGGGGCAGGCAACCUCUCCCUACAGUAGUUCGGUCGAUCUCGGAGCGGGCCUGGCCGUGAUGCUAGACCGCGAUCCGCGGAAGCAUCCGUCUACACACCACAUCGCCCGCAUCAUCGCCAUGUCAUUGUCCCCCGCAGCUGCCGAGCACCCAGACUCUACUCUUACCAAGUUAGAGGGCCUGAUUCAAGCGGUAGAAACCUUCUUCCAUCCCUCAAACUCUGGGAGCUGGACCAGGCCUUUGGCGCAGUUCGUGUACUACCUGGCGGAUAUUUUUGUCCUGCGCUGGAACCGCGAGCAUAGCGGUGAGAUGGAUGUGCCAGAAGAGCGACGACUCAAUGACGCAGUCAAGCGGCGCUUUGUGCUCUGUCUGCGUGAGGUCACGUUCAUGGGCAUCUUCUCUAAAAGCGACAAAGCUGUGCAAUACGCCCUGUCUACCCUGCAGAGCCUGGCGUUUCUUGAGCCCAACCUCAUCCUGCCAGGUGCAUUACAGCGAAUCUACCCCGCAAUGCAGGGGCUUGUCGAGGUUCAUCGUACAAUUUCGUCUAUCCGCGCGUUGCACAUGCUUUCAAAGGUCAUGGCCAAGACAAAGGGCUUCCGGUGCCACGUUACGUCGGUACUUGGGCUUGCACUACCUGGUAUCGAUGCCAACGACCUGGAAAAGACGCUGCAUACCUUGCAAUACAUCCAGGGCGUGUGCUACCUGAUCCCAUUCCAGGAUCUCACAAAGGCGAAGAAGGCGUCCAACGAAGAGGCCUCGAGAGGUGGAGCAACUUCGCCCAUAGAUGACGCUGGUGCUGAUACCGGGCUGGCUGUGGACUGGAUCACGGCGCAAGUUGACCGACUCGAGAAUGCCAAUGGCAACGUUGAAAUCAAUUACGAAGAAGAACUCAGUGACGCAGACGAGGCAAUGAUCCUGCGCUCAUCCACGACUGGGCUCAAUGAGUUCCUCAUCACGUUUCUCGGCCGCGUCUUCACGUUGCUGGAGAAUCUGCCAGAUGCUUCUAGGGUCCGCAGUGGCUCUCCCGAAGAGUAUGUGGUCAACCAGCUUCCAGCGGCUUUCACACCACUGCUCGCUGCGCUCUCUCCUGAGCUGUACGAUAUCGCGCUUGAUAAGAUUGCCAACUUCAUCACGAACCAUGUCGUUCACCAGGCAAAAGACGCCAUUGCGUUCAUCUGCAACAGCCUGGUUAAGAUCAAUCCUGAGAAAGCCCUGAAGCGUCUUUUGCCACAUCUCCUUGCAGGUAUUCGUACUGAGAUCGACGAGAUUGGUGCGGGCUCCACGCGAACAACAGGCGCAGAAGUACUUCCGCGCGACCGUGCGCUUGUCUGGAACCUUUGCAUUCUUAGCAUGUGUGUUGUCCAUGUUGGUGAUGCAGUCCUUGAGUGGAAGAACGAACUGUUUGAGAUUGCAGAGUACAUGCAGCAAAAGUGCCGAGGCACGCCUACCGUGCAUGUCUCCAACUUUAUCCAUCACUUGCUGCUGAAUCUCACAUGCACCUACACUAUCGAUUACUCAAUCUACGAGCAAGAUGAGCUUCGACAGGGCUUGUCCACAGAGUCGUGGGGCAGGCAGGUGGAUAUCAAGAAGCUGAAUAUCAAGUGGCACACUCCAAGUUCAGAGGAGAUAGAAUUCGCUAUCAAGCUUUUCGAGACGCAUGCCAAUAACUCAAUGACGGCACUCACUGCCCUCAUUCAGCCAGACUCGCCAAUCAAGCGUGAAGGCACUGGAAAAGAUUGGUCCGAUGAAGUAUCUCGAAACCUCGUUCUAUUACGAUUGAUCAUCUCGGGUAUCUCAGUCCUGUUUGACGUUCGACACGAUCAGGUCACCGAUGGCAAUAUUGAGUCAGACGACGGCUCAGAUUCAGAUGCAAUGGACACAGAAGGCAUUGAUGACGACGCCGGCCUCGGUGAAGCCGAAGACGAGGAGGUCAAGCCUACCUUCCAGUACGAAGCUGGGUAUCCACUACGUCGUGGCGACAACAACUACAACCUUGUCCAUGACCUACGUAGGCAAGUGGGCGAGAUGCUGCACAAGGUGCAUCAGUUCUUGAUUGAGAAGCAACCUGAUGAUGUGCCUUGCUUCAAUUCGUUGUACAACGCCUAUCGCUCAUGGUUCAUCGACGUUGGCAUCGAGCGGUCUGCCCAUGUACUAGAUCGGAUAUCCAGGCUUUUGGAGAAUGACGAACGGCCGUUCAGGUUCAGCGGGCUGCGAAAGCAGUAUCCACGACCUCUGCUCGUCCGGCGCGCCAACGUCUACCAUCUGCAGCGACUACGACACAACGCCAACCCGCGACCAAAGACAGAUCUCGACAUGACAUUGCUAUUGGAUCUUGCCGAGUCUAGCAUUUCACUCUACACCGAGAUUCGCCGCACUGCACAGACUGCCAACGAGUCAGCCGUUAAGUGCGUGCUGGGUGCCAGGCCACUUGUCAUUCCAUCCCUGCUGGAUGCGUUUGUCAAGGCUGUUGCUGAAAGUGAUUACCCUCGUAUCAAGGGUGCCAUGUUCGCACUCUUGUUCGGUAGCCUGGCGAAAACUAUCAGUCGCGACUGGCGGUUUACUCCCAAGCUGAUCAAGGCUUUCAUCGAGGUUACUGGUGCUGACAAACCUUCAGUGCAGAAACUCGCGACCAAUGCUACCUUCCAGAUCAUGGACAUGGGUAAAGCAAUGGAGCGUAUGGUCAUUCUGCCCAAGGAGGUGGUCGAGUCUAUAGCGUAUGCUAUCGACUCCAGUGAGGGCGAUAGUGUACAUGACAAAGUCACCAAGCGACGGGACUACAUCAAGAAGAAGCGGUCCCGCAUUGAAGACAAGAAAUCCCAGCUGUCCAAGGAACUCGUGGAGAUUGCCAACACCGAACAUUGGAAGAAAGUCAGCCGGACGGCGGCUAUCAUUGUCAAUCUGGGGAUGCGUUACGACACGGUUGCAUCUGACGAGAUGAUUGACCUGGUUACCAAGGGAUCCAUUGAUCAACAUCCUAGUCUCCGAGGUUUGUAUGCUGGAGCUCUCAUUGGCCUUUAUUCAGUCAUUCAAACACGCGCCAUCACGGGUCACAAUUACGAGAAAUACCUGUUGAACGAGGAAGAAUUGCCGGAUAAAAUUUCGGUUCCCACCAGGCCAGAGGAUCCCGACUGGACUGCAGAGUACUUGGCAUCAUUUGCACAGCCAGAAGCCAAGUAUUACGUCGACUUUGACUACCCUGGAUGGCUAGUGUGGACCAAGAGCAUGACUGCGUUCAAGCCAAACGCACCACAGCUGUCAUAUGACGAGGUCGAGACUGGGAUCCGUCAAAAGAUUGCAAAGCAUCUCACUCGCUCUUGGUUCUCAAACUACUUUGCCUUUAUGAAGCAGGAGCCACGCGAUAACAGCGCUGAUCGUUUCCGCAUGUCGAGCGCAAUGGUACUGACUCAUUCGUUUGAUCUCGUCUUUGGUGGUCUCACAGAAGCCACAUUCGAAGACAUCAAAGACCUGACCCAAUCGGUGUAUGCUGAUGGUAGCGACAAGCAUCAGCAUCGCGCGACUUCUGAGAUUAUGGCUGCGUUGCUUUCGUGUGCACCAGAUCUCAAGGCUGAUCAGCGAGAAGCAGUAUGGCAAUAUGUUUUCCCUAUCGUCCGCGGCAUCUUCCAAGACGGUCUGACGCCAGAGAACUCUGGCUAUUGGACGACGUUCCUACACGUUGUGUUGCAAUCCAAAGACCCUCGACGAGGAUGGCCGCUGGUCGACUGGCUGGCCAGCUUCCGCCUUGACAUGGAGUCUAAUGCAGCUUUCAAGGAGAGUUCAAAGAUCCAUCUGCUUACACAAUGCAUCUGCGACGCCGGUUGGCACUUUAGACUGGAGAAGCCAAUCCUGGAAGAUUUCAUGAAGCAUCUCGACCAUCCUUACAAAGGCGUGCGUGAAGCCAUGGGCCAGACUAUUGCGAGCAUCUUCAGGACACGUUACCACGAAUCGUACAAAGAUGUCGGUACGCUCAUGAAGGCACAGAAAGAAGCUUCUUCGAUUGGAGUCCGGCCAUAUCAGCCCACAGAGGAAUUCAGCAAGACCAUUACCGAAGUCUUUGACCGACUUGAGGUAUGGCGCCAGGAGCGUCCUGCAGGCCAACAGACGCCUUCGUCGUACACAUCCGGUGGUAAAACAGUCUUGCUGUGGCUCGACACUACCCUUUCUUCGUAUGAGUGUACAUCGCUCGUUAAGUUCUUCCCAGAUGUUUUCAUGGAGCAACUACUCCACAUGAUGGACAUCAAGGAGGAUCCCGAACUGCAAUCGCUAGCAUACCAUGUUUUCCGACACCUGCCCAACAUCCCGCAUCGCGAGGGUGAAGAUUCUGAAUUCAUUGCUGCACUCAUUCGCAUAGGACGCAAUGCAACGAGCUGGCACCAACGUCUGAGAAUCCUGAUCAAUAUUCAGGUCAUCUACUUCCGCAGGCUGUUUCUCAUGAGCGAAGAGCAGCAACAGAGCAUGUUCGACUGUGUGUCUGCCAUGCUGUCAGAUACCCAGCUAGAGGUACGUAUGGGCGCCGCUACCACGCUAUCUGGCAUGAUUCGUUGCUCGCCCAUUGCAUUCCGCGAUCGCCAGGUCUCAACACUCAAGGAGCGCUUUACGAAGCAACUUACCAAGAACCCGCUGCCGAAAAAGCGUGUUCCAGGAACACCCACAACCGAGCAGGGCAAACUCGUCCUCACUCGUCACGCCGCUGUACUAGGUCUAGGCGCGCUCGUUCAAGCAUUCCCAUACCAGAGCCCCCCGCCAGCGUGGUUACCGGAAGUACUCGCCACGCUUGCGAGGAAGGCCGCUGCUGAUCCUGGCAUGGUGGGUAAGAGUGUCAAGACUAUUCUCGCAGACUUCAAGAAGACGAGACAGGAUACUUGGCAUGUGGACGUCAAGGCGUUCGAGCAAGAGCAAUUGGAGGAUCUAGAAGGUGUACUAUGGAAGAGUUACUUUGCUUAA
This is a messenger RNA of Exserohilum turcica Et28A, 7752 nucleotides long. RefSeq lists its product as uncharacterized. Gene Ontology annotation, cellular component: nucleus; cytosol. The record is from RefSeq and is a predicted model, not a curated record. Gene Ontology annotation, biological process: proteasomal ubiquitin-independent protein catabolic process. Gene Ontology annotation, molecular function: proteasome binding; peptidase activator activity. Lineage: Eukaryota; Fungi; Ascomycota; Dothideomycetes; Pleosporales; Pleosporaceae. The transcript has 9 exons. The coding region runs from base 1 to 7752 and encodes 2583 amino acids.